AUUUCAUAUCACUAUGUCAUCAGAUGUUUUGGGCAAUAGUUAGUGUUAGGAUAUUUAUAUUUACUGUUUCUUUUUUAUGUUAUUAUUAAUUAUUAAUAUCAAUAAAUAGUAAGAUCCACGUGUGAGGGUUUACUCGCUUCCAAAAUAUAUUCGCUUCGAGGGUUUAAAAGGAGCAGUUGAGAGCAGCUACUUUGCUACGCUCUUUACUUUCUCUCUCCAUUUCUUCGUCUUCUAGGGUUUCUACUACCUCUCUCUGUCCCUGCAAAUCAGAUUCGAAUAUGAGCCGACACCCUGAAGUAAAAUGGGCCGAAAGGGAGGACAAGAUCUAUCUCACAGUGCUCCUGGCAGAUGCGAAAGACCCUAAGGUCAAUGUUGACCCCGAUGGUACAUUUACAUUUUCUGCUGCUGCUGGGACUGACAGUAACAUUUAUGAACUCAAGUUGGAGCUACUUGAUAAAAUUAAUGCCGAGGAAAGCAAGAUAAACAUAGGCGUGCGCAACAUAUUCUGUGUAUUGGAGAAAGCUGAGAAGAAAUGGUGGACAAAGUUGUUGCGUGGAAAUGAGAAGACACCUCACUAUGUGAAAGUAGAUUGGGAUAAAUGGGUAGAUGAAGAUGAUGAUGCUGGUGCACCUUCAGACUUAGAUUUAGGUGGUAUGGAUUUCUCGAAAUUUGGUGAUAUGGGUGGCAUGGGAGGAAUGGGUGGCAUGGGCGGAAUGGGCGGCAUGGGUGGCAUGGGCGGCAUGGGUGGAAUGGGCGGCAUGGAUAUGAGUGCCUUGGCUGGCAUGGGCGGCAUGGGUGGAAUGGGCGGCAUGGAUAUGAGUGCCUUGGCUGGAAUGGGUGGCAUCGAAGAUGAUGCUAUGGGGGAUGACUUUGAGGACAGUGAUGAUGAAGAGGUGAAGAAACCCGAGGGGGAGGCAGUUCACAAGGCAGAAGGAGAAGCAUCUAAGGACAAAGCAGAACCCUUGCCGAGCUCAUGAAUGAGUAUUUGAUACAGACUGCGCAUGUUAUGCGCGUGGGUUUCCCAACUUUUAACUGAUUUGUUACGUAGGCGUGCUUUUUGUGAGAGAGAGAUGGUUUCUUUGCCUGAAUUUCUUUACUGCUGAACCAUUUUUAUUGUACUUUCUGGGCAGAGCAAUAUUUCCAUCCAAUCUAUGUUGUAUUUUUAAGCCUAGUUUAAUGACUAAAUACAAAAUGGAUGAGAAAGCCUAUACGGUUUCCCCAUUUUUGGAUUUA
Molecule: messenger RNA, 1233 nt
Organism: Salvia miltiorrhiza (redroot sage)
Lineage: Eukaryota; Viridiplantae; Streptophyta; Magnoliopsida; Lamiales; Lamiaceae
Exons: 6
Coding region: 279-977 (232 amino acids)
Biological process (GO): chaperone-mediated protein complex assembly; protein folding
Cellular component (GO): nucleus; cytosol
Molecular function (GO): Hsp90 protein binding; protein-folding chaperone binding
Source: RefSeq, a predicted model, not a curated record